This is a messenger RNA of Triticum dicoccoides, 4020 nucleotides long. RefSeq names its product putative tRNA (cytidine(34)-2'-O)-methyltransferase. The transcript has 8 exons. Gene Ontology annotation, biological process: wobble position ribose methylation. The record is from RefSeq and is a predicted model, not a curated record. The coding region runs from base 235 to 873 and encodes 212 amino acids. NCBI's taxonomy places the organism in Eukaryota, Viridiplantae, Streptophyta, Magnoliopsida, Poales, Poaceae. Gene Ontology annotation, molecular function: RNA binding; RNA methyltransferase activity.
AAAUUACAUGCAAGACUUUAUCAAUCAUUGUACAUGUCCUCAGAAAUUAGAAAAAGAAAAAGAUUUAGCAAACAGAGGUUUUUGCAGAUUCCUAGGACCAAAGCCCGUAUCCCAGCCGAAGCUAUCCCACAUUAGGCCCAUGAUAAGGCCGUUUUCGUUGCAGUUUCGGUCGCACCUUAUCCCGGGAAACUGAGCGCUCAGAGGAAGAAGCCGCCGCCGUCCAGGGAGACAAACAUGGAGGUGGGCUUGCGGCUACGCGCUCUCGCCCACAGCCGCGCGGCAUUCGCCGGAUUUUCAGCGGCCGCGCACGGCUGCAGGCAUCGCCAACCGUGCCGCGUAGCCUCUUCAUCUGCCUCCUGUUCCCUUGCAGUUGCUUCCAGCGGCAAUGGAGCCGCGGCUGGACCCGUGGGGAGCGGCGUGGAGGUCGCGCGCGCCAAGAGGAUGCUCCAUGUGGUGCUGGUUUCCCCUCUGAUCCCAGGAAAUACAGGAUCUAUUGCAAGGACUUGUGCAGCUUCAGCAGUUGGCCUCCAUCUUGUCGGGCCAUUGGGUUUUCAUGUGGAUGACACAAAACUUAAGCGUGCUGGAUUGGAUUAUUGGCCAUAUGUUGUCGUUAAGAUUCAUGACUCCUGGGAUGAGUUCCGAGAUUAUUUCAUGAAGCAGGAUGGGCAAAAAAGAUUGUUGGCAUUUACCAAAAGAGGCACCCACAUUCAUUCAGCAAGAUUUAAGUUUUCCCUCCUCAUUGAGGUUCAAGAUUUGCUCCAUGCAGCUCAGUGCAUCUGCAGAAGGAAGAAUCUGCAGUCUAACAUGCUCCAGCUGAGGACAACGGGUUUCUACAUGCAUGCCUUUGUGCUGAAGCUUCAUGCACAGGGGUAAGCUAUCCGUACACAGACGCCAUAUGAAAUGAAGAACUUUGUUUCUAAGGGGAAGUGACCACAGCUUCGGCCAGUCGAAACCACAUGUUUCUUCAUCUGCACUUGAGGAAGAAGUUAGCCCUGCAGUGGGUUCACAAGCUGCAGUAGCCAUCGCAACUCUGUAUGCAGAUUUUACAGAAAAUAUACCUUUUUUAUUUUAUCAAAAGGCCAUGCUAUGAUAUCAUCAUUAUGUUCAUGAAUUGUGAUUUGCAAAAUAACCUUUGCAUCUUCAGGGAGGAAGGUUUGCCUUAUUAGGUCUGCAUCCCAGUUGUUUGUGGCAGGAUCAAUCAGUCUUUUACUUUAGUUACAACAUGUCUGCCCGUUUGAGUGAUGACUCUUCUAGUUCUUCCUCUUGGAAUCCAUGGGUCAGACCAAAUAUUGGUGUUGGUACCACUGCCAACUCUCCAUAUGAUCCCCUUCUUGAGCAGGUUUACUCCCUCUAGUAUACUAGGCCAAGUGUAAGGUGCCAUCUGUGGGGUUGGCAUGUAGAGUUGAGCCAUUUGGGUAACACUGUGCUGACAAAACCUGCGCACAUAAGGAAGAUGAGUUUUGAAUAAGCCUCCAUGCCUGUCUUGUAUGCAUAGCUAGAUUGAAGGCGUGUAAGUCCCUAAAGCCCAGACCUCCAGUUUUCUUUGUCUUCAUCAAUAUUUCCCAGCUGACCCAGUGUGUUUUAUUCUCCUUGUCCAUUUGACUCCACCAGUAUCUAUUGAUCAUAGUGCUCAGCUCGUCGCACAAGGACUUGGUUAGAUCAAAGCAAGCCACGGAGUACACGGGGAUUGCUUGUGCAACUGCUUUUACAAGGAUUUCUUUCCCUCUUUUUGAAAGGAGUUUUUCCUUCCAGCCUUAGAUCUUUUUCCACACACUCUUUAAUAUACUUAAAGGUCCUUUUCCUGGCCUUGCCCACAUAGGAUGGAACACCUAGAUAUUUUGAGGAAAGACCUUCCGAAGUAAUCUGUAGAAUACUUCUCAUUUCCUCCUUUAGCCCUUGCCUUGUGUUUGCGCUGAAUAGUGUUGUGGAUUUGUCUUUGUUAAUCAUUUGGCCUGAAGAGGCUUCAUAAGUAUUCAAUAUUCUAUUUACUUCAUGAGCACUCUCAGCAUUGGCCUCCAUGAGUAGUAAAUGACUCAUUUACAAAGAGUAACUGACUUACACUGGGAGCUUCUCUACAGAUCUUGAUUCCCUUUAAUGAUCCUCUCAUCUCAGCUUCAUGUAACAUGGCUGAGAACCCCUCUGCACAGAUAAGAAACAAGUAGAGAGAGGGUCUCCUUGGCGCAGGCCCUUGGGGUGUAAUAAUUUCAGUUGUAUCUUGGUUCACCUUGAUUUGGUACCUAACAGUCGAGACGCACUAUUAUCAGUUUAAUCCAGCCCAUGUUGAAACCCAGCCUUUGCAUCAUGACUCUCAAAAAUGUUCAUUCAACAUGGUCGUAGGCUUUGCUCAUAUCCAAUUUAAUAGCUGCAUAGCCCAUCAAGCCCCUUUUUCUCCUCCGCAGGAAGUGAGUUAGCUCAUAUGCCAAUAGAAUAUUAUCCAAGAUUAGUCUCCCACGCACAAAGGUACUCUGGUUGGGGGAGGUGAUGUCAGGAAGGAUUACCUUGCGCCUGUUUGUGAUUACCUUGGAGACCAGCUUAUACGCCACGUUACACAGGCUUAUUGGUCUCAGGUCCUUUAUGCUCACUGGGUUGGCAUGCUUUGGAAUUAGCACUGAGUGUAUAGUUCCACCCGUCGCGCAUUUCUCCUUCAAUAUCCGAAGAACCUCUUGUAUGACGUGGUUCCCAACAGUUUGCAUCCCAGUCUUUCAAAUCUCCUGCCACCCUGCAUAACAUCACCUGAGUAUUAUGGUCCCCUCGCAUGCCAGCGUUGGUCCAAACAUUGUUGACCACGAUCUCGCAAUCUUCUUGCAACAACCUAGCUUCAAACUUGAAACUACGCGCCAUUCUCCUGAAAAAAUAUGAUCUCCCAGCUUCCUCUAUUUGGAUAGUUAUAGGCCUAUGGUCCGAAUGAUAUGGAUCUCUAUUAGGACUUAAAGGUUAAGGAAUCUUGCACAUCAACUCCUCGAGGGCAUAGUCUAUCCAAUCUUUCUUUAACGAACCGGCUAGCAUCCCAACUAGAGUUAAUUGCAUAAAAGUACCACAAUUGAGGCUAGCUUAACGGAUCAGUACCACUUUUCAAUUUUUUUGCAAGUCAGCACUGGUUUUGGGGUGAGGUGUUGCACAUACUGGUUUUGAUAGUGUUUCUGACGGAUGGGGCACACAUGAACAACCCGCUGAGUCAUACAUGGACCCACUUGUCAGUUCCAUCUUCUUCCUCGUGUCCUCUCUCUCUCUCUCUCUCUCUCUCUCUCCCCAGUCCCCCGCCUCUCGAGCUCCUCGCUCCUGCAGCAUCCGUUCUCGACGCCAAGCUCCCCGCAUAGUCCCGCGCCUCCAGCACGCCACUCACAGCAGUGCAGCGAUUCACGUCAUGCAGGCCACCAUGCCGCUGAGCGGCAAGCGCCCAGGCCUCACGCCAAUUGCACGUACGUAGCAAGCUCCGGGUAUCCUGAUCGAUCUGGCUAGCCAGUGGCUACUUAGCACAUGGGAUGCACGCACCGGCCCAGUACACGACCACAGUGGUUCCGAUCCGUUAACCUUUUUUUUUGCGAGGUUCCGAUCCGUUAACCUAACCCCAAUUGUGGUACUUAUAUGCAAUUAACUCUCCCAACUAUGAUUACGCCAUGUAUGUUUAUCUCCCACAUAGUCAAUCUCUCAACCCACAGUGGUCCAUCAUUAUCAAGGAAAAAGCCAGUGGCCCAUAGAAGUUGUAUGUUGCUCAUGACAGCUAUCUGUGUUCAUUUUUUUUCCUUCAUCCUUCAUUCGUUCAGUAUCAUAAAUGGGUUGUCGUGUCCUUUUCUUGUUGUUAACACUUCGACACCUAAUUAUUCAUAAUUGUGCAUUUACAUGAAUCAUGUUGAAUUGUUGACACUUAAAAUGUUUAUAUAAUACUUGUCCACCCCUUGAAGUUCUUUCUGGGUCAGCCAUCCCAUAACCGAUGUGUGCGGACAGAUCAAUGCAAUGUAAACAUACAAGUCAUAUUCUCUGAAUAGAUGAUUGUAUUUUGUUAGCUUAUUGUCGACAUGU